UACGGCACGGCAGAGGUGGCAAGAUGGCCGCGGCUGAGGAGGAAGGUGGUGUUGGGGCUGAAGCCGACCGGGAAUUGGAAGAGCUUCUAGAAAGUGCACUUGAUGAUUUCGAUAAGGCCAAACCCUCUCCAGCACCCCCUCCUACCACCACGGCCCCUGAUGCUUCGGGGUUCCAGAAGAGAUCGCCGGGAGACACUGCCAAAGAUGCCCUCUUCGCCUCCCAAGAGAAAUUUUUCCAGGAACUGUUUGACAGCGAGCUGGCUUCCCAAGCCACUGCAGAGUUUGAGAAAGCAAUGAAGGAGUUGGCUGAGGAAGAGCCCCACCUGGUAGAGCAGUUUCAAAAGCUCUCAGAGGCUGCUGGGAGAGUAGGCAGUGAUGCGACUUCCCAACAAGAAUUCACUUCUUGCCUAAAGGAGACAUUAAGUGGACUAGCCAAGAAUGCCACUGACCUUCAGAACUCUGGCAUGUCAGAAGAGGAGCUGACCAAGGCCAUGGAAGGGCUGGGCAUGGACGAAGGAGACGGGGAAGGGACCAUCCUCCCCAUCAUGCAGAGUAUCAUGCAAAACCUCCUGUCCAAGGAUGUGCUGUACCCGUCACUGAAGGAGAUCACAGAAAAGUAUCCAGAAUGGUUACAAACUCACCGAGAAUCUCUACCUCCAGAGCAGUUUGAAAAAUACCAGGAACAACACAGUGUCAUGGGCAAAAUAUGUGAGCAGUUUGAGGCAGAAACCCCCACAGAUAGUGAGGCCACUCAAAAGGCUCGUUUUGAGAUGGUGCUGGAUCUCAUGCAGCAGCUACAGGAUUUGGGCCAUCCUCCAAAAGAGCUUGCUGGGGAGAUGGUGACCUGGGUCCUUUUCUGUGGGAACCAGUGAAUCUAUAGACCUUGGCUGCCACAUGUUGGCUGGCUGCAGUAAACAUCAUUCAAGAUGUCCAGCAAAGGGAGCAGCACAGAUGGCAAAACAGACUUAGCUAAUGGAAGCCUGUCUAGCAGUCCAGAGGAGAUGUCUGGUGCUGAGGAGGGGAGGGAGACAUCUUCAGGCAUUGAAGUGGAGGCCUCAGACCUGAGCUUGAGCUUGACCGGGGAUGAUGGUGGCCCCAACCGCACCAGCACAGAAAGUCGAGGCACAGAUACAGAGAGCUCAGGUGAAGACAAGGACUCUGACAGCAUGGAGGACACUGGCCAUUACUCCAUCAAUGAUGAAAACCAAGUCCAUGACCGCUCAGAGGAAGAAGAGGAUGAAGAAGAGGAGGAAGAAGAGCAUCCUCGUCGUCGUGUACAGCGCAAGCGGGCCAACCGUGACCAGGACUCAUCAGAUGAUGAGCGGGCCCUGGAGGACUGGGUGUCCUCGGAGACCUCAGUCCUGCCCCGACCUCGCUGGCAAGCCCUUCCUGCCCUUCGGGAGCGGGAGCUGGGUUCAAGUGCCCGCUUUGUGUAUGAGGCUUGUGGGGCAAGAGUCUUUGUGCAGCGUUUCCGCCUGCAGCAUGGGCUUGAGGGCCAUACUGGUUGUGUUAAUACCCUGCACUUUAACCAGCGCGGCACCUGGCUGGCCAGUGGCAGCGAUGACCUGAAAGUGGUGGUUUGGGACUGGGUGCGGCGACAGCCAGUAUUGGACUUUGAGAGCGGCCACAAAAGCAAUGUCUUCCAGGCCAAGUUCCUUCCUAACAGUGGUGAUUCCACCCUGGCCAUGUGUGCCCGUGAUGGGCAGGUUCGGGUAGCAGAGUUGUCUGCUACACAGUGCUGCAAGAAUACAAAGCGUGUGGCCCAGCACAAGGGAGCAUCCCACAAGUUGGCCCUGGAACCAGACUCUCCCUGUACGUUCCUGUCUGCAGGUGAAGAUGCAGUUGUCUUCACCAUUGACCUCAGACAAGACCGGCCAGCUUCGAAGCUGGUGGUGACAAAAGAAAAGGAGAAGAAGGUGGGGCUGUAUACAAUCUAUGUGAAUCCUGCCAAUACCCACCAGUUUGCAGUGGGUGGACGAGAUCAGUUUGUAAGGAUUUAUGACCAGAGGAAAAUUGAUGAGAAUGAAAACAAUGGAGUACUCAAGAAAUUCUGCCCUCAUCACCUGGUGAACAGUGAGUCCAAAGCAAACAUCACCUGUCUUGUGUACAGCCACGACGGCACAGAGCUCCUGGCCAGUUACAAUGAUGAAGACAUUUACCUCUUCAACUCCUCUCACAGUGAUGGGGCCCAGUAUAUUAAGAGAUAUAAGGGCCACAGAAAUAACGCCACAGUAAAAGGCGUCAAUUUCUAUGGCCCCAAGAGUGAGUUUGUGGUGAGCGGUAGUGACUGCGGGCACAUCUUCCUCUGGGAGAAAUCAUCCUGCCAGAUCAUUCAGUUCAUGGAGGGGGACAAGGGAGGUGUGGUAAACUGUCUUGAGCCCCACCCUCACCUGCCUGUGCUGGCAACCAGUGGCCUAGACCAUGAUGUCAAGAUCUGGGCACCCACAGCUGAAACUUCCACUGAACUUACAGGGUUAAAGGAUGUGAUUAAGAAGAACAAGCGGGAACGGGAUGAAGAUAGCUUACACCACACUGACCUAUUUGAUAGUCACAUGCUCUGGUUCCUCAUGCAUCACCUGAGACAAAGACGCCAUCACCGGCGCUGGCGAGAACCUGGGGUUGGGGCCACAGACGCAGACUCGGAUGAGUCUCCCAGCUCCUCAGAUACAUCGGACGAGGAGGAGGGCCCUGACCGGGUGCAGUGCAUGCCAUCCUGAGGCCUCGUACCCAGGAGGGGCAGGCUGGGGCUGCCAACCCGAUCCUGCCUGGGCAGCCCUUUCCUGUCCUAGGCUCUAACAUUCAGCAGAAACGCACUUUGGACUUUUUUGCUUUAGAUUAAAAAAAAAAAAAGAAAAAAAAAAGAAAAAAAAAAAAAGACAUCCCAGGAGGACAAGCCAGAGGGGAGCAAACCUACAGAGUAUCUAGAAGUGGGGAUUGAGCCCUGGAAUUGGGGUUCCAUGGAGAGGUGCAUAGGACUCAUCAGAAAUGGCCUCUCCCCAAAGCCUUUUUUUUUUUUGAGAGGGGGGAGCCUAUUUUGUUAACUGGUUUGGGGUAGGGAAUGGGGUUUCCUUUUCUUUGAUCUCCCUUGUUUCUUGGGUGGGGGGUGGGGGGAUAACUGGCUGUUCAGUACCAAGGGGCCAGACUGUGGGUGGUAGAAAUGCCACUCUCUCUUUGGUUUAGGUUUUUGACUUAAUUUUCUUUAUUUUUAAAAAUUCUAUGACAGUCGCAUUGUUUUUUCUUCCCCCUGAGCAACCAACCCCAUCCCAGGAUCCUGUUUUUCUGGGGAGUCCUUAGAGCCCCUAACCAUCCCACACUCUUCACUUUCUUUUCCACCCCAUUCAUUCUCUGUACUUAUCACAGUGUUUUGCACUUGAUUAUGUAUCCUUCCCUCUCUUAUCUUCAUCCCAUCACCCCCUCAGUAGGUCUGGUGAGGGAGGUUGGGGGGAGGUGGGAGGAGGGACAGAAGUGAAAGAAUAGGAAGGUCGUUACCUCUUCUGUUACUUAAAAAAAAAAAAGUUGUUUGGUGGCAGCAAUCUCCCUGUCCCUAUCACUGUUAGAGGCCUAAUUUUAUAUCUAUAAAUAUAUUAAAAAGCAAGUCAAAAUUG
Messenger RNA from Kogia breviceps (pygmy sperm whale), 3605 nucleotides. Lineage: Eukaryota; Metazoa; Chordata; Mammalia; Artiodactyla; Physeteridae. The record is from RefSeq and is a predicted model, not a curated record.